Messenger RNA from Atta colombica, 1955 nucleotides. RefSeq lists its product as uncharacterized. NCBI's taxonomy places the organism in Eukaryota, Metazoa, Arthropoda, Insecta, Hymenoptera, Formicidae. Bases 490 to 1710 code for a protein of 406 amino acids. The transcript is spliced from 6 exons. The record is from RefSeq and is a predicted model, not a curated record.
CCGUAGGAAAUACCGUUUCUCAACUGAAACGGGUAAAGGCACUUUAAUUGGAGAAAUGGUGGUCAGUAUCUCGCCACGCCUCACACUCCUCUCUUUUCCUUCUUUUCUCUGUUGCGCGUUUGGUGUAAAAAUAACAGAUGUAAGCGACAAACCAUAAUCCUCUGGGCGCCUUUCAUUCUAAAUAAAGUUAAAGACAUUGAAUCAUUUACUUAAAAUCAAUAUAAAAAGAAAGAGAGAGGAAGAAGAUUAAGAUUGUGAAAAAUGACACAGAGCUGCAUAUACAUGGAACUCCUUUCAGCGAUGAAUUAGUAAUCGUUCUCUUAUCAUCGAGGUGUGGUAAGCAGUCGCGUACAAGACAAUUUGAUUCCGAUAUCUCGACGAUUUGAAAUCAAACUUAGAGUACUACUGACUCUGUCGUAAGGAACAAACAUAAGCAACAUCCGCCCGAUUCCGUGAGAUAAAGACAUCAACAGACAGGAAAGGAAAAAAAUGGCAGAUGAGAAAAUUGUGUCAGACGAGCGAUUGUACGAUUACUUGCGUACAUACGCAAAAAGCAUCAAGUUAUUGGCUCCAAAAUUUCACAUAACUGAGGGCACCAAUAAAGGCGAUAAUUACGUUAGCCUCGUCUGUCGCGUCACGAUCGAGGGCAUCGCUGAAGAUGGCGAAGACAAGAAAAUUCAACUUAUUCUCAAAACUACACGAACUUUGGAUACCAGUGAAAUUCUAUCUAGCAGCAACGUCACAAAUAUGUUUCAACGCGAGAUGUUCUUUUAUAAAGAAGUAUUGCCCAUUUUCAAAGAGACUUUGAAGGACCGCGGCGGGAUUAUCGAUCGCUUCCCUAUUUUAUACAACGUGAGCGAUGAAUCCGGAAAAGAGAUACUGAUGUUAGAAAAUUUAGCGCCUCAAGGUUUUGUGAUGGCCAAGUCAAAAAUUUUGGAUUAUCCUCAUCUCAGCUUGGCAUUACGAUGCUUAGGUGAAUUUCACGCAUACAGCUUCAUUACGCGUGUUACGAAUCCAACGAACUUCGAAAAAUUAAAGAUGAAAGAACACUUGUUUAAUAAACGAUUAGUUGAUAAUAUUGAUGAUAAGGAGAAGGAUCUUUCAAAAAUGCUUAUUGAGCUCGUUUUCAAGGCUUUAGCGAAUGAAGAUAAACAUUAUUCCGAAAGAUACCAACGAUUCGUAGAAAAUAUGAUGCAAAACAUGUUCGAUGCAGUUGAUGGAAAAGCUGCUGAGCCAUAUACCGUUGUAAAUCAUGGUGACUCUUGGACUAACAACAUGCUCUUCAAAUACGACGAAGAGAACAUUCCGUACGACUUGCGUUUUAUAGAUCUUCAGCUAUGUCGUUACGCAUCUCCUGUCUUAGAUCUACUUUAUAUACUUUUCUGCUGCUGCACGCAAGAAACACGAAAUGAAUAUUUCGAUCAAGUAAUAUACGAAUAUCACGAAACAUUAUCCAGGUAUAUCGAAAGAGCCGGUUAUGAUCCUAAUAUCCUUUUUCCUUACGAAAUAUUAUCUAAACAUCUUACUAAAUUUGGAAAAUACGCAGCAGGAAUGGCUACUUACACUAUACAUAUAUUUACCAGUAAUGAUGUAGAAAUAAAAAAUGCAUAUGACAGUGAUAUACUUCGAGAAAGAAUAGAAAAUGAUAGCUUUUAUAGAAAUAUGUUAAUAGGUACUUUUAAAGAUCUCGUCGACAGAAAUUAUAUAUAAAGUAAUACUUUCAUAAUAUUAAUAUUGCGAAUGCCAAAGGAAAAUCUUGGAGUCAAAAGUAAAAUAUUAUAUGUAUUAAACUUAGAAAUCAGUGUAGCUGUACUACUACAAGUACAAACCUAUUUUAUUUUAUUAGGUUAGAGGAAUUUCAUUAGUAAUAACUUAUUUACGUAUGAAAAUUGUGUAUAUAUAGUAUAAAUUGUGUAUAUUGAGUGUUUGAAUAAAUUUACUCCGGUUUUUUGUGA